Messenger RNA from Zingiber officinale, 2074 nucleotides. RefSeq names its product two pore calcium channel protein 1-like. Bases 290 to 2074 code for a protein of 594 amino acids. The transcript has 16 exons. Gene Ontology annotation, biological process: calcium ion transport; transmembrane transport. Gene Ontology annotation, cellular component: plant-type vacuole; vacuolar membrane. The record is from RefSeq and is a predicted model, not a curated record. Gene Ontology annotation, molecular function: voltage-gated calcium channel activity; calcium ion binding. Lineage: Eukaryota; Viridiplantae; Streptophyta; Magnoliopsida; Zingiberales; Zingiberaceae.
ACGCGUUAAAUUAAGUCGCCUUCGUUAUCGUCGUGCCUGCGCCUUCUCCUUAUCCAGUUAACAUCGAGUUGAUUAAAAUCUCAUCCGUCCAUUUUGUCUACAACUCGGACGGCAAAUGAUGGACGGUGAAGAUGGAAGAUCCGGUCGGGGGCAUACUCGUAAUUAAGUAGCAAGUAGGGAGGCAAUUGUUGAAGGCGUCAGGGAAGUCCCGUUAUUUCACUGUUGGCGGCAGGAAAUCGAUCGGCGUUCCGUAAUCCGUUGCACGAGCGAGUCCGCGACGAGCGCGAAGAUGGAGACGCCGUUGAUCGCGGAAGAAGGGAGGGGAUUCGCGUCUGGCCUCACGGCUGCCUUCUCUAGUCGUAGACGACAGCAGAGCGGCGCCCACCAGAGGCGCAGGUCGUUCUUCUCGAGGGACGAUGCCUUAACCUUGGGAGAUAACUACCAGAAGGCCGCGGCUCUUGUGGAUCUGGCAGAUGACGGUGUUGGUCUUCCAGAGGAAAUUUUAAAUGACAAAAGAUUUGAAAAAGCUGCAAAGUUCUACUUCAUUUACAUUCGCUUGGAUUUGCUAUGGUCACUUAAUCUUUUUGCCAUAGUUGUACUCAACUUUCUUGAGAAACCACUAUGGUGUCAAAAGAAUGGCAGCGAUGUUUGUGUUGAAAGGAAGUAUUAUUUCCUUGGACAGCUGCCUUAUCUAAAUGAAAGGCAGUCCCUUACUUAUGAGGGGAUAACACUUCUCAUUCUCACAAUUUAUAACUUGUUUCCACUUGCUUAUGAGGGUCUUCAUCGUUACUGGGAGAACAAUUUGAACAAGUUAAAGGUGGUGCUUUUGUUAGUUUUAGUUUGUGAUAUGCUGGUAUAUUCUCUCUGUCUCUCGAAUGUGCUCAUUUUUUUAUUGCCUUUGAGAGUUGCGCCCUAUGUUCGCAUAAUCUUUGUUAUUUUAUCAGUCAGGCACUUGUAUGGAUGUAUGCUAACACUAGCUGGAAUGGCUGGCACAUACCUUAAUAUCUUGGCUCUUUCCACGUUGUUCCUCUUGUUUUCCAGCUGGUUAGCUUAUGUAAUAUUUGAGGACACAGAACAGGGGAAAUCCAUGUUUACUUCCUAUGGGACCACAUUAUAUCAGAUGUUUGUAUUGUUCACCACAUCAAACAAUCCAGAUGUAUGGGUUCCUGCCUACAAGAGUUCACGUUGGUCUUGCAUAUUUUUUGUUCUUUAUAUUCUGCUGGGUGUCUAUUUCCUCACAAACCUUAUUCUUGCUGUUGUUUAUGAUAGCUUCAAGAACCAGCUUGCAAAACAAGUUUUUCAGAUGGACCUAAUGAGAAAAAACAUCUUGGAAAAGGCAUUCAAUCUUAUAAAUGUUUCUGGCUAUUUGAACAAGCAACAAUGUAGUCAUCUAUUUGAAGAAUUGAAUGAAUAUCGGUCUUUGCCAAAAAUUUCAAAAGAAGAUUUUGAAUUGAUAUUCGAGGAGCUUGAUGACAGUGGUGAUUUCAAGAUUAAUUUGGAAGAGUUCACUGAUCUUUGCAAUGCUAUUGCAUUACGGUUCCAAAGAGAAGCUGCUCCAUCAUGGUUUGAGAACUAUCCAACAUUUUACCGAUCACAUCCGUGCGAAAUGUUAAAGGCAUUUGUUCGCAGCACAACAUUUGCUAAUAUUGUGGGGUUUGUGCUUAUAAUCAACCUAGUUGCUGUUGUAAUUGAAACAACGCUUGACAUACAGAACAGUUCUGCUCAAACAUUUUGGCAAGAAAUUGAGUUUUUCUUUGGAUGGAUUUACGUAUUGGAGAUGGCUUUGAAAAUCUUUUCCUUUGGCUUUGACGCUUAUUGGAUGGAUGGGCAAAAUCAAUUUGAUUUUGUGAUUACAUGGACAAUUGUUGUUCCAGAAGUCUUUCUUAAACAGUUGAGUGAUGACGAUGAACAAGAAAUGGUCAUCGAGUUCAUUCGCUGUGAUUUUCCUGAUGGUUGCAAUCAUGUUGGCCACGGAGAUAAGUGCAACCGAUCGAUCCUUCUUUCUGUUUUGGAGAUCUUUCAUAAGGAACCUUCAACCCACUACAUUCUGUUUGCCACUAGAACAAGAUCAUAG